Molecule: messenger RNA, 924 nt
Organism: Colletotrichum navitas
Lineage: Eukaryota; Fungi; Ascomycota; Sordariomycetes; Glomerellales; Glomerellaceae
Exons: 1
Coding region: 326-856 (176 amino acids)
Source: RefSeq, a predicted model, not a curated record
GCUCUCGGUACAUGGGUUUCUGCCGGGGCCGGAACUGUCAAGCAAGGAUCAGUUUCUUCGGGUCCGUCGCAAAUUCGCCCAGAUCGUCUAGUUGGUUAGGAUGAUACGUUGUGGUUCUUCUAUACAGCGAUCCGUGUUGACGGCGGUUCGAAUCCGCCUCUGGGCAAAUUUUCUUUUGCCUUUUGCGUGAAACGAUGCUGCGGAGCCGUCGUGAUUAAGUUGGACCACAAUCGUCGGGUUUUUCUUGUGCGCUUGUUCGCCCCGAUCUGGUGUAUAUUCGCCCGAAUGUCUGUUGCCGGCCCUCGAUUCGUCAAUCGAAAGCCGCAUGAAAGGACCCGUUCCGGCGACAGCCUCACUCGUCAGCUCGCACAUUCGGCCAGAAACGAUCAUGGGCAUCUUCAUCUAUCCCUGUCGUUUGCCCUUGAGCCGAAUCAGCCGGGCAUGGAGGAAGAAUCAAGAUGAGAAAGCAAAGCCACACGUUGUGAUGCACUCUUUCGACACCGGUUCCCAAUUCGAGUACGUUCAUAGGGUGGUCAGGUUCAAGUAUUGCCAGUCACCUGCGUGCGAGAUAGAUACAUCCCGUGAGCCAUCUCCAAACCAUAUGAAAAACACACACCACCUUUUUCGUCACCGCGCUCUCCCCCAUCAAGCUGAUACACAGUCGGCAACUAGUGGGGAAAUUCUACAAGAUCCCGUACCGGGGACACAUUUUGACAGAACGCGUCAGUCGCGCAGUUUCUGUAGUCUCUUGAUAUACACAACAGCCCUGAGUACUGGUCGUCUCAUGGCAAGUUCAUCUGCUCAUCUUAUAAAUGCCAUAUCCUCUCUACUCCAUCACCUGCGAGGCAAGCUCUGAUCGACGGAGUGCAUAUAGCCCAUUACCCGCACACAAGCGCCGCGCCGUGCUGUCCAAACGACUCAGCA